AUGGAGCACGAGACAGUGAAAUCUUAUUUUGAAAACAUCUUCAUCCCACAGAAGAGGGCUGAGAAUGAUCCUAGCAAGUAUGAUAUAUCAUCCCUGAAUGCUCAAGACUACCAGUCCCCGAGAUGGUGGAGUUUGCGAUGGGGAUGGACAGCCUUCAUUCCCAGAUCUCUGCCUUUCUUUGGGCCGCUUUUUGGAUUCCUUGCGCACACACCUCAUGUUUACCCCGUGAAAGAGCCUGAAGAAGGCUACAAGCUGCCUGUGUGGGUCAUUGAAGAAAUGGAGAGGUUGGAGGAAGAUUUAGCUUGUGCUAUUUGCUACCUGUGUGCUCAACUCAGGAUGGCCAUCAUCAAGCCCGUACUACCAUUUGCCUUUGGGUACAAGAAGCUUCACAAAACUGCCACUGCUGCUCUGCAUUCAUUCGAAAAGGCACGUGACUGGUACAUCAUCUGGAUGGGCAUGUUUUCCCCCUUACCACACCAGAUGCAGGAAGCAGCGACUUUCCUUGUUGUUCAGCCAACAAUGGAACCUACCGCGAUCUCGGAAGAAGUGGACGACAAUCUGAAUAUCAAGUCACUCCAGCAUACUGAUCAGAUGGCCGUAAUAUCAUCGGCUGAUGCCAGUGUUGAAAGGACUGUUGCUGCUGCCUCAUCUUCCAUCGUCGCUGAUCCAGGAUCUUCCGAGCCACGGACAUCAGAAUACGUCACCUGGCAGGAAUUUUUUCAAUGCCGUGAGAAGGCCAACGAGGGCAUUAUGGAGAAUGAAAGUGCUGAUGACAAGCAGAGGAGGCUCAACCGAGAGUGGCGUCCUCCUACCCAUAAGUAUGACAUUUGCGAGGAAUUUGGGCCUGGGCGAGAGUACAACUCAGAUGACGACGGAUCUGAUUACCCUGGUACCUACAAAAUCACAGAGGAACAACUGAACGCUGCUGUCGCUUUGGACGUGGCUCAAAUUCCUGACUCCAACCCUCGGUCACCAUGUGUUGAGCACCAAGAUCAUGAAAGCCAUGUCUCUGAUUGGACCCUUGCAGCUCAGGAACUGUCCAAGUUAGUUAACUUGGAGCAAGGACAUGAUAUUUUUGAGGAGGAAAUUCUGGAAACAGUCCGAGUGUGGUUUGGCUUCAUCCUCCCGGACACCGGUACCCUCUCUUCGAUCAAAUCCUUGUCAGCAGAGAAUGACCAGAAGAAUUUCCUGAAGCUCCUAGGUUUUCCUUGGAUAGCAGCCUCAAAAGAGACCCUUUUCCACCCAUCCAUUGCGGCAGCUGCCAGGUUCUUGAAAAAGCUUAUCUCAAAAGAGAAAAUCCAGGAUGUUGAAUGGGACCUUGGAACUGGCCAUCAUCGUUCUCUAUCUAUCAAUCGACGUUUCGCCUGCAUCAGGGUGGUGCAUCCAGACGGGGACAAGUCGAAGUCACUCUAUUUGUUUGACUUCGGAGCUAGAGCAACUGAGCCAUGGAAAAUUUGCAUGAUGUCGGUGUCCCAUGCCUUGAUGCUUUGUCGUUUGGAUCUGCAAUGGAAGGAGUAUGAGCUUGCACAUUACCUUGUUCAGAAUGGAAUCCCAUUCCGAACUUUGCAGCUUUCAUCAACAGUCCGUCGAGCCCCUAUCGUGUCCAAGCUGCAACAAAAGCACCCUUUUCACCCUCCAUCAUACACUUUCACGAUCGACGAUUAUCAUGCAUACCUGGACAGAUGUGGAGAACUCCUCAAAUCUCCCCAUGGAAGGGCAGCCUUGCUGACAGGAGGAUAUAUAUGGAGAAUUGCAAUAUCCAGCGUCAGCUUGGACUCUGUGAUGUUGGGUCCAACAGGUUGGUCAACAAAGCCAGAGGAGAUGUUGGUUGUCCGGGAACCUUCUACUGGCAAAGAAUACAUCGAUGAUCAACUCACCGAACACGAGCUUGAAAUCUUGUCGGGCCUCAACAUUUGCAUGAUGGGUAAGGCCAAUUCAAUGAGUGUGAUGAGCCACUAA
Cyclocybe aegerita is the source of this 1959-nucleotide messenger RNA. The record is from the annotation of a GenBank genome assembly. Lineage: Eukaryota; Fungi; Basidiomycota; Agaricomycetes; Agaricales; Hemipholiotaceae.